Frieseomelitta varia is the source of this 2664-nucleotide messenger RNA. RefSeq lists its product as uncharacterized. The transcript is spliced from 2 exons. NCBI's taxonomy places the organism in Eukaryota, Metazoa, Arthropoda, Insecta, Hymenoptera, Apidae. Bases 1034 to 2179 code for a protein of 381 amino acids. The record is from RefSeq and is a predicted model, not a curated record.
AUCUUUAGUGCCUUCGUCGGCGUCCUUGUCGCACGAUGCUCGCACCUUUCGCGCCGACUGACGAACCAGCGGCCCGUGGACCCCGGCGAUCGUUGGAUCGCUCGUAAUCCUCCGUGAGAUCGUGAUUCUUUAAUUUCCUAUUCGUUCGUGUUCGUGAGUGGCGUGGGUGGCCUCCUCUCUGCGAAAAAGAGUCAGAAUCCGUCUUCGACUCUUCGAAGGUCGAAGGUGGUUCUCGAGUGUGCGAAUUUCGAAUCGUGGCUGAGACGCGUCGAGAGGGCACGCCGAGCAAGGUCUGUCGGAACGACCUUGACUGUUCUGACCACGGUUCGAGAUUCGAGGAAAACGCGUGCGUGUCGGAUCACGCGAAAACAAACGGGACUGCGAGAGGAAUCGGGCGAAAUACAGGAGUUCGUGAUCCAAUCGGGAGGGGAGGAGAAUUAUUGGCGACGUUAAAUCGUGGCUCUCCGCCUGAUUUCACUUGAAAUCGACACAUUCGAGGCAUCGUGCGAUCAACUUGGACAACUGGAAGGAUUCAAAGCGACGAGUUCUCUACUGGAUCUCUGAUGGGAAAUCGACGAUUUGGAUACUUCGAGCAACUGUUAGAUCAUCUCGCGAAGAUUUUCUAGUUGAUUUUCGAGGAUAAACGAACGAAGAGUUACCUACUCUACCUGCAACUAUCGACAGCAUCGAAAUUUCGAAAGUAUUAUAAUCAGAGUGAAUGAGGCAUUAUCCAAUCAAACGAGAUCAUUAGUCGAGCGAUCAGAUGAUCGACGAAGAUCCACUUGAUCUUCAUUUUGAGAGGAAUCGGACGAACGAUCGCGAGCAAAGAAUUUCUGCUUAAUUUUAAUAGAGAAGAAGAAAUCAUCCAGCCUGAUCAAGCAGCAGUCGGACGAUCGACAAAGAUUCAGGAUGAAAGUUCAAGUAUUGAGAGAAUUGACUAAUCAAUCACAGAUCGUCGAGUGAAAGUAUCUCGGAUAAAAUUUUCGAGGAUCGGCCAAGGUUAGAGAGGCGGUGUGGUCGAAACUACGUCCCGAUGUUCAUCUUCGCGCCGCGCGACAACAUGUCGACGUCUCGUCAAGAUUCGACGGGGCGGCGGAGUCGUUACGCGCGUUCGUCGACGACCACGAGCGUCACCCAGCUGCUCAGCGACUCGUGUUCCAAUCUCCUGCAACGAUUGACCACCAGGGUGCGAGGAAUGUCGACGGUGAACGACAACGUGAGUAACAACAAACCGGUCGCGAGACGUUCGCCGAUCGUCACCCAGCUGAACAGCGCGAGAGCGCGGAUAGAGGACAAGUACUCGGCCAUCCUGGACAAAUAUUCGCGAAAGAAGCACCAGGACCGGGCGGAUCGACCCUCCGUCGACUACAGACGAACUCGCGAGCGCGAUCGAGAUCACGCGUACUUCCGUCGCGAGGACAGCCCGUUCGUUCGCGACGAGAAAACUCUGGAGCCGUCGAUGUCGCGGACGGUGAUCAAAAGCCCAACGAGCGUGAUACUCUCGGAGAAGGCCUAUCCGUACGUCAAGUCCUCCACCACCGUGAAGGAGUUCAAACGCGAGAAAACGCCUGGCUAUCACCGCGCGGACAAACAACACUCUCUGCUGAACUCGGACACGUGCCGCCGAUACGGUAGGCACAAGUCCGGCCACGCGGAGACUCGCACGAGAAAGGUGAGACCUUAUAGAAAUGGGAAGAGCGAGCAGCUGGAGUCAUCGUCGUCGUCUGCCGCUCUUCGGCUCGCUCGGCCGAUGAAAGUGGAACCGUUGGCGUCCAAGGCGAGGAACGACGACGACGACGAGGAUCCUGAUAAAACGCCGACGAGCAGCGUUCACGGCGAUAACGCGAACGAUAACGGCGUUGUUCUUGCGACUAUCGACACGACCGAGGAGGAGACUGACCCGGCGAUCUCCGAGAGGGCGGCAAAGAGGAAGGAGAUCGAGAGCCUGAUCUUGAAGUACGCAGCGAUGGAGGAGACGUACGCUCAAUUGGCCGGCGGUGGAGGACAAGCGAAGAUGAGGCCCAGCACCACGGACAUUAUCGCCAGCAAGUAUAGGAAGAGCGCGCGCCAGAGCGAGCGAAAAGACGCGUUGAAGAGCGCGAUGGCCGCGAGUGUCGUUAACAACCACGCGGACACGGCCCAGAACGCGAUUGUAAGUUGUCGAACUGCCGGUUUCUGAAUUGGGUUUCCGAAUUCCUCGCCGGGCAUUGUGUGUUGUGUGUCGAUCUGUGGAUAAGCAACACCACCGUCGCUCUCCCACCCUUUUGCUGCUGUUGUGUUGUUGCGUGCCACCUCCUGCUGCUGCUGCCACCACCAAAUCCUCCUCUCUCGCCACCGGCUGUUUGUACGUUCGCUCGCGUUUAACCAAGUCUCCAACCAAGUGUUGUCUCCCCUUUUUUUAGCUGGCGAGUCCAGAAAACCGCCCGCGGUGAUCUACUAAUCGAUACCUGUGUUUGUACAAUAUUCCGUCCGAGACGUAGCCAGCUGUUGGGUCGUUUCGUAAGUUCGGUUGAUUUUCAGGUUGCAAGCAUAUCUGAGGUUUUAUAUCUGGGUGGGUUUACUUUUUUAAUGGGUGUAUAUCUUGAGGAGAUUUCAAGUCAAUUGAUACUUGAUAGUUCGAUAGUUAAUCUCUCUUUCGUCCUGGGAGUCUUUUUUUUUAUGUUA